AUGCCCAGCUCGCUGUUCGCCGACAGCAGCGUGCCGGGGGGGGGGGACGCGCUGGACGAGCAGAGAGCGCUGCAGAUCGCCCUGGACCAGCUCGCCCUGCUCGGCUUGGACAACGACGACAACCCGCUGUACGACAACCAGGAGCCCCGGAAGAGGAGCGUCAACAUGACGGAAUGCGUCCCGGUGCCCAGCUCCGAGCAUGUGGCAGAGAUUGUUGGCAGACAAGGUUGCAAGAUCAAAGCACUGCGAGCCAAGACCAACACCUACAUCAAGACCCCUGUUCGAGGUGAGGAGCCUGUUUUUGUGGUGACUGGAAGAAGGGAGGACGUGGCUAUGGCCAGACGGGAGAUCAUCUCAGCUGCUGAGCACUUCUCCAUGAUCAGAGCCUCCAGAAACAAAAACACCAGCCUGAACGGGAGUGGUACCCCUGUCCCUGGACCACCUAACCUGCCCGGACAGACGACCAUCCAGGUGAGGGUGCCUUACCGUGUGGUGGGGUUGGUUGUUGGCCCCAAGGGUGCCACUAUCAAGCGCAUCCAGCAACAGACCCACACCUACAUUGUGACACCCAGUCGAGAUAAGGAGCCAGUGUUUGAGGUGACGGGGAUGCCAGAGAAUGUGGACAGAGCACGUGAAGAGAUUGAAGCCCACAUCGCUAUGAGGACAGGAGGCCUUAUUGAGGUCCAGGAUGAAAAUGACUUCCAUGCUAAUGGCACGGAUGUUGGCUUUGAUCUGCACGGGCAUGCCACCCUGUGGUCCAAGCCAAAUGGUGGGUUGACCCUCGCUUCAGUGCGAAAACCCUUCUCCAACUACCGCAACGACUCGUCCUCCUCUCUGGGCAGUGCCUCCACAGACUCCUACUUUGGUAAUAACAGUUCACGCAUGGCUGACUACAGCCCCCCCAGCCCCGCACUCAGUUACACCACCACCAACAAUAAUGGGAACAACAAUAACAACAACAUCAACGUCAACACCAAUGGCAACGGUUUUGGUUACGGAAGUGAGGUGAUCUCGCCUGACUGCACUGAUCUGACUUUUGACUCUUCACCAGGGUUUGACCCAACACAAGCCCCACCAGGUCUCCUGUGGUCCCAGUGUGAUAGUCGCAUAACCCCCUCCUCAACUGGAGGCAGCUCCCCCACCCCAACAUCAGCCAUGUUCCCCACCAAUACGUCCACUAAUGCCAAUGGGAUAGUGGCGAGUCAGAGAAGGGUUAAUGGAUGUACCCCACAGCCCAGACUGUCCCCUCCACUCCAUAGCCACACUGGAGGCCCCACUGAGCACCCGUUAGCCCGAAGGGUGCGCAGUGACCCGGGUGAUGGUCCGCUCAGUUUCCCUGGUUACUCCAGUACCAUUGCUUCCCUGCCGGGCCCUCACCUACCUGGGGUUGCAUGCGACUCCUCCGCCUCAUCCACUUCCUCGUCUUCAUCCUCCUCCACCUCUUCAGGAACAAGCCGAAAGGGCAGCCGUGAUUGUUCUGUUUGCUUCGAAAGUGAGGUCAUCGCAGCGCUGGUCCCCUGUGGGCACAACCUCUUCUGUAUGGAAUGUGCCAAUCGAAUCUGUGAGAGGAGCGAGCCCAAAUGCCCUGUCUGCCACACCGGCGUCACUCAGGCUAUACGUAUAUUUUCAUAA
Limanda limanda (common dab) is the source of this 1632-nucleotide messenger RNA. RefSeq names its product mex-3 RNA binding family member B (gene mex3b). The transcript has 2 exons. Bases 1 to 1632 code for a protein of 543 amino acids. Gene Ontology annotation, molecular function: RNA binding. NCBI's taxonomy places the organism in Eukaryota, Metazoa, Chordata, Actinopteri, Pleuronectiformes, Pleuronectidae. The record is from RefSeq and is a predicted model, not a curated record.